UGACCGCGAUCACGUGACCGCGCGGCUCCUCCAUAGCAGCAGUGUUUCACUUCCGCGUGAUCAGUGUGUAGUGUUUACACCAUGAACUCGAAUAAACCUGAGUAUUUGAUUUAUUUCACACUAUUUCAUUUUCUCUGUUGUGUGAAUGGAUUCGUGUGGAAUGGAGACACUUUCAGAAGAAAGGUGUCACUGGAGAUGAACCCUGGGUUAACCCCGCCUUCAGUGGCGCCCCCUGGGGUCUCGAUGCUCCACACACGGGCCCUCAGCCACAACGACACACUGCACUUCCUGUUCUGCAGCGGUGGAGCUCCAGCCCUGUUACUUAUCCACACGAACUCGUCCGAGUCCGAGGUGCACGUGAACUGGACCAAGUUCCUCAGCACAGAUCCUACAGGCAGCGUGAAGGUGGAACCGGAGAGCAGUGUGCAGCACCGAGGUGCCCUCGUCUUCACCAACUUAUGGGAGUAUGGAGUGAACAGCACGAGGCAGAGUGUGUUGUCUCCAUACAGACUCCAUGAGUUUGAGUGGGACGACGUGAACAAGACGGUGGAUUACACACACCACACUGCACAGCUCUGUGGGAGACACGCCAGCUUCAGCAGCAAUGCCUCCCUGUGUCUGCACUUUUCAGCGUAUGAUUGUUCAGGCCGAGAGGAGGCGUGGCCUAGUCUCCUCCACCACGCUAACUCCUCCCAGCUGCGUGUGGUGUUGAAAGGUGUGAUGCCACGAACCAACCAAUCGCAUUUCACCCUGGAACUCCAGACAGUGAAUGAGGCGGGGCUUCUGACUCAAGUCGACGUUCACAGGUCCAUCGAUGACGAAUACACGCCCUCUAUCUUCCAGGUGUCGGAGUGGGUGUGGCCUCAUGAUAACUCCUCCUCCACUGUGGGAUUCUUUCAGUGGAAGCCUGUAGUGUAUCAGAAGAGUCUUCCUGCCAUCGAGGACGCCACACCUUGCAUCAAUUCAGAACCUGUCACCCUACCCCAAGCUCCGCCCUCACGCAUUAUCCCUGCCUACUUCAACCAGCAUCACUUCACACACGGCCUCAACAUCACCUUCAACGUGACCUCUGAGCUCACCCCUAACUCCACCCAGUACCUCAGCUGGACCAUGCUGGCGGGAAUCGGGACCCCUCCAUCAGAUUUCUUCUCUUCGCUGGUGAUCGCCAUCAUGGCCGUCGGCCUCGGCACGCCCCUCAUCCUCCUGGCGGCGGGCGGAGUUUAUAUCUGCGUAUGGAAAAGGAAACGGGAUACGCUCGGCCAUUACGAACCCAUCAACCAGGGCUGAGACACGAGCCACGCCCACGUACAUACAAACCGACCAAUGGGAAAACAUUUCACGUGUCAAUCCUACAGCAAGCUCCUCCCUAACGAGUACAGUGACCACUGAACUACAAUAUACUGCUUUUCUCCUACAUACAUUUAUUUUCUGAAUGUUCUAGAUCUUCUCUGGGGGUUUCAGAAUAAUGUUGCAGUAAUGGCAUGUGAUUCUAAGCUCAUGGGAAGUCCAGUGACGGAACAAACAGCCAAUAAUAAUUCACCACAACUUCUAAAGAAAAGCUACAAAAAUAAAUCCAUAAAAAUUCUUAAAUAAAAGCGAAUGAAAUGCCUCAAGAUAUGAUUUCUAUAAUGUUGUUUAUUGUAACCGACCAAUCAGAAGUCAGCUUUCUAGCUGAACAAUGACUCCUUGUGGGAGGGGCUUAGUGGCUUCCUGGUGCCUGAACUGAAGCCAGAACCAGUACCAGUGUUGUUCAGGGAACAGAGAACCUUUUUAUGAAGUGAUUUAACCUGUGAUGUCACUGAUUGUGGGCGUGUCCUAAUUCAGAAUGUAAAAUGAUAUCACUGAGUUUUAUCGAUGUUGAUGUUUACACUGGAUAUGUAGAUUUUCAGGUUGACACCAGGGUUUUGAAACGACUCCUCCCCCUUUCCCUCUUUACAUCACGGAACCUACAGUGGAGACCCGAUGCGUUUAUGGAGGAAGGUGUUCUGUAUGUCAUGUACAACAGCUGACCAUCUGAACACCUUCAUAGAAACUUUACAGGAACCGUCAUGAGUGAUGGACUGAGUGAGCUGAUGGGAAGUCAGAAAAGAACUGAACACUGCGUCAGUCUCCGUUUCAGACGUUCUUCUGACCUUUGUGUAUAUUUUUGAUCAAUAAUCAAUAAAACCGUACCCAGAAAAUCCUUGAGAAAAGA
Messenger RNA from Silurus meridionalis, 2194 nucleotides. RefSeq names its product glycosylated lysosomal membrane protein. Gene Ontology annotation, cellular component: lysosome. NCBI's taxonomy places the organism in Eukaryota, Metazoa, Chordata, Actinopteri, Siluriformes, Siluridae. The record is from RefSeq and is a predicted model, not a curated record.